Lampris incognitus (smalleye Pacific opah) is the source of this 1069-nucleotide messenger RNA. RefSeq lists its product as uncharacterized. The transcript has 10 exons. NCBI's taxonomy places the organism in Eukaryota, Metazoa, Chordata, Actinopteri, Lampriformes, Lampridae. The record is from RefSeq and is a predicted model, not a curated record. Bases 70 to 888 code for a protein of 272 amino acids.
CAGCAGUAUAUAAACCCCUGCUGUGCCCUUUUUGCACAUAGUGAGUAUUGCUGGAAACUGAGAGCUAAAAUGGAGCUGUUCCAGUACUGCUUGUUACUUCUUCCUCUAGCAACUGUUGUGUGGACCACUCCAAUAAGAGACCAAAGUAAAAAUGUGUUCAGCUUCCUGAAUGAUGCACUCGACGAUGCUCCUGCUGAAAAGAUAUCGCCUGGAGAUUUCGCAGUGCACCGUCCAACCCCUACAAGUAAACCUAGACAAGAGGACAAUUCUGAAGAUAUCUCACAGAGAGCGUCCACAGAGAGUGGUCAGUCCCAUGAGUUCAUAGAUCCCGGUCUAUCUGCAAAAAACCUUGGGGGUGAAAGCAGAGAAAGCAGAGAUGCUUUACAAGAUACUAGCAGCCAAGAGACCAAGGUUCCACAUCCUGUGGGGAAAGCCGAGGCACCACCUGUUAAGAGGGCCCAGGUAGACACAGACACCAUGAUGUCCAUGGACAAGCCCAGCAGACAGGUUCCAGGCCACGGAAACAAAGAGCGGAGUGGUACUCACAGGGUCUUGGUGGAGACGGACACAGCACGUAGAGUACACAUUGAUUUUAAUAGUGAGGAGGGAGUGAUGGUAAACGGGCGGGGGGCUGACCAUAUUUCGAGAAGACAACAUACUGCAGUCAGUGGAGUCCAAGUGACUGAAAAGGCCAGCCAAGACAUCAGCCUGCAGAGUAAAGAGUGGCCAGGAGAUCGGUUCCUCAGCAGUGGAGAACAGCGAGAUCUGGACAGUGUGGAAGCUGCCGGCGGUAGACCUGCUGCAGCAGGUAACAGCAGAUAUGUAGACUAUGAUGAAACCAGAGAAUUCAUCAGUGUUGAGAAGUAUCCAGGUGCACAUGGUGCGUAAUUUGUCUGCACCCGAGCCACUGGGUGGAAUGAGACACCGGCUCCUCCCAGCAAACUUUGCAUCUGCUGAGAUCUCUCCCUCUACUAACCAAGGCCGAGGAGACGGCUCUCCGGCACGUCCACACAUUUUCUGUAACAGCACGAGGGGGAUUUUUUUCAUGCUUUGAUUAAUAAAUGUUAAC